AGGCGCCAAGGAAACGGUGGAUGAAAAUUGAAGUCGUGAUGUGCACUAACUCGUUAGGGGGAAGGAUGGAUUACAGUGGACGAGGAUAACACGGAGACCGCCGGCCAGGCAGCCCGGACCGUCCAGCGCGAGGGGAGUCAGCGAUGGCCAGCCUCCGAGAGCGGAUCCGGAUGCACAAACGCCGGGCGCAACAAGCGCGAGGGAAAAGGGGAAUGACGAUGCGAAUAUUGCUCCAGCACGGCCAUCUAGACGGGUGGGGAUAUCCAAGCUUGAAUCAAGGCAGGGAAAAGAAAACCAGCAUGGUCGUGGCGGGGUUGACAAGGCCGGGAAAAAAAAAGUGGCCAAGGCACUCUCGAGCUUAUCAAGCAGAGCGUCCAGAUAAUUCUAGAAAAAUGGCAUUUUCCUUCUUCUUUUCUUCUUUGGGUCUGCCGAAGAAAAGGUUGGCCGGCCGGAUUCGAACAACACUGCAGUAGGGGUUGUAUGUGUUGGAGGGGUUGACCACGAGUCAGGAAGUCGAUCAAGUAAGACAGCCAAACCAAGAUCAACUAACAAGCUUUCCUAGCUGUAUCGCUGUUCCCUGGUUUUUGACGUGGGUAGGUGCAUGUAGCGAGGAGCUGAUGCGCCAGGGUAUGACGACGUUGGUUCCGCAAAAUAGC
This is a messenger RNA of Trichoderma asperellum CBS 433.97, 656 nucleotides long. Lineage: Eukaryota; Fungi; Ascomycota; Sordariomycetes; Hypocreales; Hypocreaceae. The record is from RefSeq and is a predicted model, not a curated record.